AUGAAGGGGCUGGCGUUCAGGAAGCUCGGCCGCUCCACGUCGCACAGGAACCACCUGCUGCGGAACCUCGUCACGUCCCUGCUGGAGCAUGAGCGGAUUGUCACGACCGUCGCCAAGGCCAAGGAGGCGUCGCGCCUCGCCGAGAAGAUGAUUACGCUUGGCAAGCGCGGCACGCCGACCGCGCUCUCGAGCGCACAGUCGUUCCUAUUCAACACAGGCACCAGCUUGCCGCGCCUUGCUGAGAUGGCCGCACGCUACGCGGAGCGGCCCGGCGGGUACACGCGCGUGCACCUAAUGGGCCACCGCAAGGGCGACCAUGCGCCGCGCGCGGUGCUGGAGCUCGUGGACAACCCAACAGAUGUAAAGCUGGACAUGACGGCACGCACCGUCGCGCGCGAGGCGUAUACGAUGCUCCACCGCGCCCAAAAGAACAUUGGAUGGGACGCCCUGCAGGCGCUCCUCCAGAGGCAGGCACCGGUUCCCAUCGAGUCCGACGCGCGCUUCCACCCACUUACGCGGAAGAACAUGGCCAAGCUUGUGCGCUACCGCGGCGAAGCCGCGCGCACCGAGCUCAUGCAAAAGGCCCAGCAGUACCUCGAGCGCAUGUGGGCGCAGGACAAGCUGGAAGGCAAGCGCCGCCCCGAUGCGGCGCGCUGGGAUGCCAUGGAGCUCUCGCGCCCUAGCCGCGGCCGCACACUCACACGCCCCAUGACCGGGGCGCGCGUGUACGCCGGUGAGCUCGAGACGCACGUGGCCGCGAGCGUCGGCACGGAAACCGACGAGGCGCGCCCGAUGCGCCGCCGCAACGGCACCGUCGCACCGAUGCGCCGCACACGCACGACCAAGCCCAGUGUCGUGCGCCUCGCCCAGGGCGUCUUUGCCAAGCGCCGCCUGCGGGGCACUUCGACCCCCGUGCCAUAG
Molecule: messenger RNA, 921 nt
Organism: Malassezia sympodialis ATCC 42132
Lineage: Eukaryota; Fungi; Basidiomycota; Malasseziomycetes; Malasseziales; Malasseziaceae
Gene: MRPL8
Product: mitochondrial 54S ribosomal protein bL17m
Biological process (GO): translation
Cellular component (GO): mitochondrial large ribosomal subunit; ribosome
Molecular function (GO): structural constituent of ribosome
Source: RefSeq, a predicted model, not a curated record